Molecule: messenger RNA, 8349 nt
Organism: Lagopus muta (rock ptarmigan)
Lineage: Eukaryota; Metazoa; Chordata; Aves; Galliformes; Phasianidae
Gene: EPB41L5
Product: erythrocyte membrane protein band 4.1 like 5
Exons: 26
Coding region: 128-2428 (766 amino acids)
Cellular component (GO): cytoskeleton
Molecular function (GO): cytoskeletal protein binding
Source: RefSeq, a predicted model, not a curated record
GCGGGCGCCAUGGCCGCGGGUGGGAGCUCUGCGUCCCGCCGCCCGGCCGGGGGGAGGUUUCUGCGAUAAAAUCUGUGUAAAACCCUUUGGUCCGCGAGCACGACGCCGCCGCGAGCUCCGAGCCAAGAUGCUGAGCUUCUUCCGCCGGACGCUGGGGCGCCGCUCCAUGCGCAGGCAUGCGGAGCGGGAGCGGCUGCGUGAAGCCCAGAGGGCUGCCACCCACAUCCCGGCAGCUGGAGAUGCCAGGUCGGUCAUCACCUGCCGUGUGGCUCUGCUGGAUGGCACCGACGUCAGCGUGGAUCUGCCGAAAAAAGCCAAAGGCCAGCUCCUGUUUGAGCAGAUCAUGUAUCAUCUGGACCUUAUAGAAAGCGACUAUUUUGGAUUAAGGUUCAUGGAUUCUGCACAAGUGGCGCACUGGUUGGACAACACAAAAAGCAUCAAAAAGCAAGUUAAAAUCGGCCCGCCAUACUGUCUGCAUUUUCGUGUCAAGUUUUACUCGUCAGAGCCCAACAAUCUGCGUGAGGAGCUAACAAGGUAUUUAUUUGUUCUGCAGCUAAAACUGGAUAUUCUGAGUGGAAAGUUGGAAUGUCCUUUUGACACAGCCGUCCAGUUGGCAGCUUAUAAUAUGCAAGCUGAACUUGGAGACUACGAUCCUGCUGAGCAUGUCCCUGAGCUGGUAUCUGAGUUCAGAUUUGUGCCUACUCAGACUGAGGAGAUGGAGCUGGCCAUCUUCGAGAAGUGGAAGGAAUGCAGGGGGCAAACACCAGCACAGGCUGAAACUAACUACUUAAACAAAGCUAAGUGGCUGGAAAUGUAUGGUGUAGACAUGCACAUAGUCAAGGCAAGGGAUGGCAAUGAUUACAGCCUGGGACUAACCCCUACAGGAGUUCUUGUCUUUGAAGGAGACACAAAGAUUGGUUUGUUUUUCUGGCCAAAGAUAACAAGACUUGACUUCAAGAAGAACAAACUCACUCUUGUUGUUGUUGAAGAUGAUGAACAGGGGAAGGAGCAGGAGCAUACUUUUGUCUUUAGACUGGAUCACCCCAAGGCUUGCAAACACUUAUGGAAAUGUGCAGUGGAACAUCACGCCUUCUUCCGGCUCCGAGGUCCUGUCCAAAAAAGCUCAAGCAGAUCAGGCUUCAUUCGGCUGGGCUCCCGGUUCCGUUACAGUGGGAAAACAGAAUACCAAACCACCAAGACCAACAAAGCCCGGAGAUCAGCAUCCUUUGAAAGGAGGCCCAGCAAAAGAUACUCAAGACGGACACUACAAAUGAAAGCACAUGUUGCUAAACUUGAAGAAACGAGUUUCCCAAACAGUGCUGUUAUUACUCAGACCAAUGGAUCACAAAGUUGGAAUGUGAAGCCAAACUUACCUGUCCUAACAGCAGCAGUUCCUUCUGCCCCAGUCCUAGUGGAAAUAGAGAACCUCCCAAGGAGCCCAGGAGGCAGCCAGCAGGACAAGAAGUGCAUACCCCUUGUUGAUAUCCUCGACAGUGUGGAUUUGCCAGAGACCUGUGUGGAUGAUGCUGUAGGCAGUCCUGUCGUUGCCCUGGUAACAGGAGAUUCAAGAGAGGCUGUGGGCUGCCCUCAUCUUGGCACUAAGGAAGCUGCAGUUGAGAAAACAGACUCUGACCCUUUUGAAGAUGCAUUCCUAAAACUGAAGCAGCUGGAGGCAGAGUGUGGCAGCCCCGUGCCCACUGAGUGUCCCAACAUAAACAUCAACGUGCAGGAUGAAGUGGUGAAGCUCACAGAUAAAUGUCUUAACAAUGCAAUGGAGAGCCCGAUAGCAGCAGCAACAUGGCUUCCAGCUGACAUGAAAAGCAAUAUCCUGAAGGCCCAGGUGGAAGCAGGGCACAAGGCUGUAAGAGAAGACAGCCUGACAGGUAACAAGAAUUCCAACAUUCAGGAUGCUGCUUCCAGGAACAUCCUCCCAUCAGGGAAAACCCAGAGCAGUCCCUCAGCAAGCAGUCCAGUAUUUCAAAACAACCUGAAAACAACCCCUGCCUCAAACACAUUCAUUCCUAAUGCAUUAAAUGAGGAUAAUGCUGCCUCUAACCAUGAAGAGUUGCUGAUUCCAGCUAAUCUUGCUCCAGCUGAGGAGGCUGCUGUUUCAAAGAGCGCUCCAGAUGACCAGGACGUUUUCCUAUCAUCAUUGACAGAGAAUCUAAUUGACUUUACAGAAGCAACACCUCGGGUGUCUUCCCAGCCCACAAUAACACCGAGGUGGUUAGUGCCAACUGGACUGAUGUCCAACGGGCCUUUGGGAAAUGAUGUUGCCUUAUCUCUGAAAGCAGUGAAAGGCAGCGCAGAGGCUCUGUUGUCAUCAGCUGGAUUGCCACCGUGCCAGCAGACAGCUGAAGUCCUUGCAAGCCCAGUCGCUGAGGAUGCUACACUAAGGACAAAAUGUUUACUCACCACUGAACUGUAGAAGAUGGAGCUUCUGUACUUCCCACCUAGUAAAAACUCAAACUCAAAUCUUCUGACAUCUACAAGGAAUCCUUCUGAAAGACUUGCUUGGGAUGAAGCUUUUACUGAAUGGGAGUGAGACAGCAGCUGGUUUGCUAGAAUCCAGGAAGAGACUUUCACAUUUAUUGCAAUCUAACUGGAAUUACAGUCUGAGCCGAAAUGUAAAACCACAUGGAAGUUUGAUCUUCUCCCUCAAGAGAAGUGAAGUAUCACACUGGAGCUAAUUCUGAACAUGAGGAACAAAAUGUAGUUGUGUUCCACUCACACUUGGUUUAGUCUCAUGCCUCUCAAAUGUUACGGGCAAGUGAUCACUGUGAUGUUAGCUCUGCAGUAUUUGAACACGUCCCUGUCCUUUGUAGAGUAAUAUUGGGAAGAUUAGGAGAACUUGUAGGGCCACCUUGUGGCCACACUGUGUAUGGUGGCUCACAGUGGCAAUGACUGUUUCAUGUGGCCAAGAUCAUUUUCUUCUGUGUGAUUAGUCACUCUGAGUUUCCUUUGUUUUACUGCCACACAUGCUCCUUUUGGCCUUAAAGCCCUUGGUAAUCUUUGCACCUCUUCUUACAGGACAAACUAUUGUGACAAACUACUUUGACUGGAUUUGAGCUGCUCAUUGCAAUCAGGAAAGUUAGCCUGCCAAACCUUUUACAGCAUUAGCAGAUUGCAGCAGAGGUCCCACAUUUUGACACUGGUUAUUUCAUUUCCUCUGUGACUCAAAUACAGAUGUGUACUUAGGCUAUAGGUGUAUUUUUUUGUUUUCAGCAUUGAAGUAGCGAAGUUGUGAGUACAGCUUACUUCAGGAGCUGCUUUUUGGUUAGUUCUGUUGUCGUUCAGGGCUAGGAAGGACAAGAUUUUCAUUUUUUCUAUUCACAUUGUUGCUAGGUGUUGGUUUGAGGUCCUGUGCUUUGGAGAAUACUUAACACGCAGCAUAAGGCAUGAGGGUACAACUGGGUCAGUUCUUAAUACCACCUUGAAUCCUGUUCCAAUAGCGUGUGGAACAAAAUACAGAGUAAGGUGAAAAUGGGGAAAAGAGAUGAAACAUUCCCAAAAGCACUUCACCUGCUUCUAGGAGAAAGGUAGGAGCACUUGCAAGAGCGUGCUCUGCAGUGCUGGUAAAGACCUUUUAGUGCUCAGGUAAAGUACAGGAUACAGCACAUACAAUUUGAAGAGUGUCCUGGGCUUCAGGAUCCCUGUGUAGAGGUGAGAACAUGGACCCUGGGAAUAUAUCCUGUGAAAAUACCAGUGCAGAGUCAGAGGAAGAAGUGUAGAAGCCCAGUGAUGAAUUCCACAUCUCCAAACAGGGAAGCACAGUUGAAGCUACUGGGAUCCUUCUCAGGAAGAGGUCUGUACGUAUGAGUGGGCUUGGAGGAUGUUUUCUGCACAGCGCUGCUCUUUAUAACAAUUUAUAUCCAUGGGGUUCUUAGGAACAAUUUUGAAUGUGGAAGUGAGUUAGAAACCUGUAUGCACAACUUUCUUUGUGCGUGCCUGCUGCGUGAGCGUAACUCCAUGUGGACAAAGAGUUGGACCAAACCGCUGUGGGCUGUGCAAGGUAAGCUGGUGUCCUGUUAGGCUGCUGCUUUCAGAUUAGGGUAUGUCUUGGGUGUUCUCAUGGCUGUUCUCAUUAUUUUUUAUAAGAUGCUGACUGAGAGUUUUAAGGAAGAAACCACUUGGCAUUACACAGCCCACUGCCACUCCUCAAAACCUCAGAGGCCUUAACAGAAAAACAUAGGGACUAUUGGAAGCGAUUCUGACUGACAUAUGCUACAGAGAGUGAUCUGCAGCCUUUGCCUAUGUAACCUACAGUUGAAAUGGAUGGCAGGAGCUUCAGGCACACUUCCUCACUCACAUCACUGCCAGCCAAAGGGGAGCUGCUCUUUGGGCCUAAGUGGUGCACUUCUGCUGGCCAGCAUUUACCUCCCAUCAUUGCUUCCAGCAGAGUAUUGGCUUUUUUAUAUUUUAAAUCUGAGCUUUAUUACAUAUUAAAACAUGAAAGAUACCCGAUUCAAAUAUCAAACGUCUUAGUGUGGAUUAACAGAGUUGCCAGAAAAGUUCCUGCAGCAAAAAAGGGAAGCUAUGGCUGCGACAGUCUGCUUCCUGCACAAAGCCAGGACUGUGUGGGGAAACUUGGCACUCACUAUCGAUCUGUUUGCUCAGCAGCUGAGCUGGCAUUCACCAACUACAUGUGUUGGUUUUGUAAAUAGACAGAAUGCAGAAGCAUUUUCUUUAAGGCAUGUUUGAUAUUUGACUCUUCCCAUUGGGUUCAGGAGCUCUGUGAACUGUUAGCUUGAGUUUCUCCCAGAAGUAAAAUAACAGAAGUUUACACUUUUAAAGUACUGAGUGUUAAAUAAUUAGAUUCCUUCUGGGAAAUCACAUACAGGGAAAAAAAAAAACAAGAAAAAAAAAAACCCACAACCCUAAAAACAAGUAAGGAACACAUGGUGAAUGUGGCCUCCUAAAAUCUAAAUGGUUCCAAGUCCCAGUUGUUACACUGCCAGUGUGGCUGGGCUGGUGGUGAUGGAGGGAAUGUUGCAUUUAAACUCCCACAUGGGAGAAUUUCGUAGAGGCAAGGUUUUCCUCCACUUCCAGUAGCCAAAUACUUGAAAUUUUGCUUAAAAAUUCAAAGUUUUCAGCUUCUGUGUUAGAGAUCUGCAAUUUCCAGUAGAAUUGAGGCUGCAAACCUAGCUCUUCCCAGCAGUGUCCUGGUAGCUGAAGGAAAUGCACAGUCCAUUUAACUCAUCGUAGCUUAUUUAGCUAUUCCAUUUGUUUGUAUGGGGAGCCUGAAGAGACUGAGACACCACAGUUAUGUGAUCUGAACAGGCACAUAGUCCAGUGUCUGAAGGUCCUGUAGCUUUGCAUCACUGGUUUGCUUGAAAACUACAGGCCUCGUGUUGUGCUGUGACUGGCUAUCAGGUAACGUAGCAUUAUUUAUCACUUGUGCUUUAUCAAAUGUAAGUAGACACAUGGUUCUUGCAGUUAAUGCUGUAGAGUAUCAAUGAGUCUCAGUAUGCUACUGAGAAGGAGGAGUUUUCCUAACAUGGCUGUUCUAUUGGUUGAUUGGCUGGAAGGUGCAGUCACCCUCUAAAAGGUUUAUUUUAUUUGUAUGUGUUCAAAGAAAUUGAUAAAUGAAACUUCAGUGUUAAUCUGAUGUUGGGAUGCUGGCAGAUCUGCUGACCACUUAAAAGCUUUGAGAGCUGAAAGGAAUGAAGAAAUACAGCUACAUGCUGUGUUGCAGUCAUUUGGAAAAGGCCAGAUCCCUUAAAAAAUUAUAUGUACGUAUAUAUAUAUAUAUAUAUAUAUAUAUAUAUAUAUAUAUAUAUACAUAUAUAUAUAUAUAUAUAUAAUUUUUCAGGUUGGAAUGCACUCCAGUUUAAACUGCAGUUCCAUGCAGAGCUUGUCAGAGACAGCCAGCUGUACCAGAGGUAUGUUUUGGACAACUCUUUGGUCACAACCUGGCUGCACGCAAUGAGGGUCUCAGGUGAAAGGUUUGGUUCCAUUUGGGUCUUCCCACAUGCUGUUUUCAGCCCAUGCACCCAAUUCUUGCUUUUGUUUCUCAAAGCAAAGCCAUACUGUUCAGAUCUGCCACAAACUGCACUGGAUGUAUUUUCCACAUUGUGAAUGUGUUCUGGGACAACCUGAAUCUCCCACAGGGGAAGCGCAGAGUGUUUGUUAGUUAGAGAGCAGCGGUAAAAUUACGUAGCUAUUAGAUGCAUUAAUGUCACAGCUAGACAAUCGUAGCUUUUAUACCAAAAAAGCAGAACUCCAUGCUAAUGGCCUUCCAGCGAUGCAGGUGUAAUAUCCACGUCCAAGAGUCAGCACUACAGAAGGAACGGGCUGUGCCCAUCUGCUGGGACGAGGGGUGGGCAUUGCUCCCUGUGCUGUGUCACAGCAGGGAGCCACGGGGCUUCUCCUGCUAAGUGCACCUCUCUUGUAUUGUUGGGCUUGAGCACUUUGCUUCCUAAACACACACACGCCCCUUCCUAUAACUGGAGAAACCUAUUUUUGAAGUACGUAAGAGUAUUUUUUUAGCUAGAUUUUUUUUGUUAAAGCCACACUAACUACUGUAUUUUUACCUUUUUAUAUGAGAAGCUCGGCGGUAGCUCUCAGUGUAUAAUUUAUUUGGAUUUUUUUAUAAAACAAAGUGCACCCUCUUGCUUCUGUUUCACAGUAGUGACGUAUGAGCGGCUUUGGGCACUGCACUGCCAUCUUUAUAGAAACUGUACACGGGAACGAGGGACUGUGGUUUGUAGUCCGCAACCCGAUCUCAAAAUGUUUAUGCUGUAGUUGUGUCUGAAAUACACCACGUCCGUGCAAAUGUCUUGUGGAGUCAUUCUUCAGCACUUCCAGGCUCUAUGGUGGCAGGCAGGAGGGUGGCUGAGACCUGGGACAGGAGUGGGUCACUGGGGCUGGCAGUGCUGCUCCCUGAGCUCAGAGCCCCAGGUAUGUGGCCAACAAAAGCUUUGCCACUGAUUGAAGUGUAAGAUAACAUGUACACUUGGUAAAGAGUUAAGUGGUGCGUUUUCAAGUGAGAUGAGAUUUUCCAAGGAGACAGUAGGGUGUGUUGAAAAUGAGCCCAGGGUGUGGUGCCCAGGAGGAGGGUUGGAAGGGCCGCAUGUAGUUCCACAAAGUGCAGUCAGAAGCGGUGCCACCUGGCUUUUAUUUUCAGUGUUCAGGGGAUGGUGUUACGCUUCCAAGUACAGCGGUGCUGCUCAUGGGUUAAAGGAAACUUUAUUUCUACUUAAGGCAGCAGAGGACAUCCAAGCCAUCAGAUCAUCUUAAUUUCUCAAUGACGUAUCACAAGGAAGUAAUUUCACUCAGGGUGGUGGCGCACUGGAACAGGUUGCCCAAGAAUGUGGUGGAUGCCCCAUCCCUGGAGGCAUUCAAGGCCAGGCUGGAUGUGUCCCAGGGCAGCCAGGUCUGGUGAUUGGUGACCCUGCACAUAGCAGGGGGAUUGAAUUAGAUGAUCAUUGUGGUCCUUUUCAACCCAGGCCAUUCCAUGAUUCUGUGAAGUGAAAUAGUUCCAACUUAAUAGCUAAGCUCCUAGAAAGUCAUUUCCCUUGUGGCAUGUUUUCUGUGUAGGUCAAACUUAAGAUCCCACUGGUAAGUGACUCAAUGGUUCUUCAAAUGCAUUUAUAAGAAAAUAUAUUGAAAAUAGAUGGGCUUUUUUUUUUUAAUUUGAAAGCCACCCUGUUUAUUGUGUCUAUAUUUUAAGAGAAAAUCCUCUUUCUGAUGUUCAGAAAGCAAGCAGUAAUUAAAGACAGUGAGUUUGAGAUAAUUAAGGCUGAUGGAAUUGUUCUCUUGUGAUACAUGGUUUGCAAACUUCCCUUUUUCAGAGACACUUCGAACAACUCACUUCAGUGACAGCCCCUCUGCUCCGCUUCCAGCCAAAAAUCAGUGCUGGUUUGUUACUAAGUAGCUGCCAUCAGCUGGACUAAUUCCAUUCAUUAUUUCAUGCAGGCCACCUCCGAGCAUUCAGAUGGCUGUAGCUUUUAGUCACUGGCUUGGGCCCAGGAUGAAUUCUCACGAACUGCUGCAGGCAUGGAGAAAAAGCAGAAGCACAUUCACAAAGCCUCUGCUGUUCCUCUACAUCAAAUAACAAAUGUACUGCACCAGGAAAGCAGGAGUGGAACUACCUGGGGUGAUGGGAACACUGCUGGGCAUAGUUGGUGGCACUGAGUUCUGAAACAGGACAUCUCAGGGAGUAUCAGACCAUGGUAUGAGCAAGGAUUAUGUGCGUGGGUCCUGGAUACCGCGUGCAGGUUUGGGAUAGGGCCUGAAAUACAAGUGCUGCGUGACCAGCAAGACUGAGGUGCCAGGCAGAGGAAUGCUCGUGCUGCAGAGGGGCUGUGGGGUGCAGUCCCUUUCCAUCUCAGCUCCAUCCCAAGCUCU